Bufo bufo (common toad) is the source of this 1277-nucleotide messenger RNA. RefSeq names its product renin (gene REN). The transcript is spliced from 10 exons. Gene Ontology annotation, molecular function: aspartic-type endopeptidase activity. Gene Ontology annotation, biological process: angiotensin maturation. NCBI's taxonomy places the organism in Eukaryota, Metazoa, Chordata, Amphibia, Anura, Bufonidae. The record is from RefSeq and is a predicted model, not a curated record. The coding region runs from base 45 to 1238 and encodes 397 amino acids.
AGCGUGAGAUAUCCAAGUGUCUCAAGAAAAUUCCUGGAAGACCAAUGCCAGCAAUUGCCAUGAGAGUAUUCUUAUUUGCUUUCUUCGUGGUAUCCUGUGAUGGACUCAGAAGGAUACCACUCCGAAAAAUGCCAUCAAUUCGUGAGACCCUGAGAGCAAUGGGAGUAAAAGUUGCUGAUGUAUUUCCACAGUUAAAAAUGAUAGGAUCUGGAGAUCCUAACAAUGGAACAGCCCCAACACUUCUUACCAACUACUUGGAUACUCAGUAUUAUGGUGAGAUCAGCAUUGGUUCUCCUUCACAAGUAUUCAAGGUUGUUUUUGACACUGGAUCAGCUAAUUUGUGGGUGCCAUCCAGUCGAUGUUCCCCAUUGUACAGUGCCUGUGCGUCUCACAAUCGAUAUGACUCAUCUAAAUCUCACACCUAUGUUGAGAAUGGAACAGGCUUCUCAAUACAGUACGAAUCUGGAGGAGUAAGAGGUUUUCUAAGCCAAGAUAUUGUUACUGUUGCAGAUAUUCCGGUCAUCCAGGUUUUUGCAGAAGCUACAGCACUACCUGCAUUUCCUUUCAUCUUCGCCCGCUUUGAUGGAGUACUAGGAAUGGGAUUCCCGGCGCAAGCGAUUGAUGACAUCAUGCCUGUUUUUGAUCGGAUUUUGUCUCAGAAAGUCCUGCAGGAAGAUGUCUUCUCGGUGUAUUACAGCCGACAAUACAAGGAUUCCCAUCUAAACCCCGGAGGACAAAUUAUCUUUGGUGGCUCUGAUCCUUCUUACUACACGGGUAGCUUUCAAUAUCUCAACCUUAAGAAACAUGGAUACUGGCAUAUUAACAUGAAAGGGGUGUCAGUUGGUGCAGAGGUCCUGUUCUGCAAAGAAGGGUGCACAGUGGCAAUAGACACAGGAGCAGCUUAUAUCACUGGCCCUGCUGGUUCAGUAUCUGUUCUGAUGAAAGCAAUAGGAGCCAUACAGCAACCUGAAGGAGAGUAUACCAUGGAGUGUGAUAAAAUCUCCCAGCUUCCUGAUAUCUCUUUUCAUAUGGGGGGGAAUGAGUAUACACUAAAAGGGCACGCAUACAUCCUGCGGCAACUGCAUUUUGGAGAAGAAGUCUGCUACGUUGCAUUCUCUGGUCUGGAUAUUCCUCCUCCAACAGGACCUCUUUGGAUUUUGGGAGCUACAUUCAUCGGACAAUAUUACACAGAAUUUGAUCGCCACAAUAAUCGUAUUGGAUUUGCUACAUCGCUCUGAAAGCACAUUAUUUUAUUUCUCUAUCAUAGCCACACAGAU